GCCGGAGGGGUCGGGCCCGAGGCGGCUCGCUGCUGUGGGGCCGGGGACGCGGCGCUGCUCGCCAUGGCCUCGCAGGAGCCGCUGGUGGCCGUCACCUGCACCGCGCCGGUCAACAUCGCGGUCAUCAAGUACUGGGGGAAGCGCGAUGAGGAGCUGAUCCUGCCCAUCAACUCCUCCCUGAGCGUCACGCUGCACCAGGACCAGCUGAGAACCACCACGACGGCUGCCAUCAGCAAGGACUUCACCGAGGACCGGGUCUGGCUGAACGGCCGGGAAGAGGAGGUGGGGCAGCCGCGCCUGCAGGCCUGCCUGAGGGAGAUCCGCCGCCUGGCCCAGGAGAGGAGCAGCGCUCAGGACGGAGCCCCGCCUUCCCCCAGCCUCAGCUACAAGGUGCACGUGGCCUCGGAGAACAGCUUCCCCACGGCCGCGGGCCUGGCGUCCUCCGCAGCGGGCUUCGCCUGCCUAGCCUACACCCUGGCCCAGGUCUACGGGGUUGAGGGGGACCUCUCAGAAGUGGCUCGCCGGGGCUCGGGCAGCGCCUGCCGCAGCCUGCACGGGGGCUUCGUGGUGUGGCACAUGGGGGAGCGUGCCGAUGGGAAGGACAGCGUCGCCCGGCAGGUGGCCCCCGAGACGCACUGGCCCGAACUCCGAGUCCUCAUCCUCGUGGUGAGCGCAGCCAGGAAGCCCACGAGCAGCACGGCCGGCAUGCAGACCAGCGUGGAGACCAGCCCCCUGCUCCGGUUCCGGGCCGAGGCGGUGGUGCCGGCGAGCCUGGCAGAGAUGACUCGCUGCAUCCGGGAGCGGGACUUCGAGGGCUUCGCCCGGCUGACCAUGAGGGACAGCAACCAGUUCCACGCCACCUGCCUGGACACCUUCCCGCCCAUCUCCUACCUCAACGACACCUCCCGGCGCAUCAUCCACCUGGUGCACCGCUUCAACGCCCACCACGGGCUCACCAAGGUGGCGUACACAUUUGACGCGGGCCCCAACGCCGUGAUCUUCACCCUGGACGACACUGUGGCUGAAUUUGUGGCUGCCGUGAGGCACAGCUUCCCGCCCGAGUCGAACGGAGACGAGUUCCUGCAGGGGCUGCCGGUGAGGCCGGCCCCUCUCUCGGAUGAGCUCAAAGCUGCGCUGGCCACGGAGCCCACCCCCGGUGGCAUCAAAUACGUCAUCGCCACUCAGGUGAGGCCCAGACACUGCAGUGCCUCCUCCCUGCAAGGGGGGCUCCUUCCGCCCUGGGGCAGCCCCCUCCCCCCCUGCCCCCCACGGUCUCAGGCAGGAAGCCCAAAUGCUAACAACACCGACGGCACACAAGUAGCAGUAAUAGUACUUUCAGCUUUCAGGGCAUUUGGCCUGUUUGCUUCACUCACUUGCUCUAAAGUGGACACUUGCAGGUAACCUGUGACGCUUGGGCCUGGGGUGGGAGACAGGUGGCACUGUCCCCUUUCUUGGCAGCCGGCUCCUGGGGUGGGCGCUCGGGGUGCAGCCUCCACCCUCGGGGGUCCUGACCCUGCUCCAGGGCCAGCCCCAAGUCCAUGGUCACACCCACCCGGGCCACGGAGUCCGCCUUCUGUGCAGGGCUGCUGCUCCCCAGCCCAGGUCUGCAGGCUGUGGCAGUGACCGGGACAGGCCUGGGACAGGGAGUGCUCAGCCGGCAGAGGUGGCCCUGCCCGGCUGCUUAGCCUCUGAUUGGGUCUGGAAAGGGGCCAGAAGAGGGGCCACACCCUAUCCCUCCUGAAGAGCCCAGGCCCCUGCGAUGCUCGCACUGCCAUCUCCCAGGAACCUGACACCACUCUCUCUCCCCCCAGGUGGGGCCGGGGCCUCAAGUCCUGGACGACCCCCAUGCUCACCUCCUGGGCCCCGACGGCCUGCCUAAGCCGCCUGUGUGACGCCAGGGGAGCAG
Messenger RNA from Lemur catta (Ring-tailed lemur), 1906 nucleotides. It is a transcript of the gene MVD, whose product is annotated as mevalonate diphosphate decarboxylase. The transcript has 9 exons. Gene Ontology annotation, molecular function: diphosphomevalonate decarboxylase activity; ATP binding. Bases 64 to 1401 code for a protein of 445 amino acids. Gene Ontology annotation, cellular component: cytosol. Gene Ontology annotation, biological process: isopentenyl diphosphate biosynthetic process, mevalonate pathway; isoprenoid biosynthetic process. The record is from RefSeq and is a predicted model, not a curated record. Lineage: Eukaryota; Metazoa; Chordata; Mammalia; Primates; Lemuridae.